AUGGCACCAUUAUUCGAUCCCAAAGAGAAGCAAAUAUCAGUAGCAUUUGUAUGCUUGGGCAACAUUUGUCGUUCGCCCAUGGCAGAGGCUAUAUUUAAACACAAGGUGCAACAGUUGGGAUAUUCUUCGUAUUUCAAAAAUAUAGAGUCUUUUGGCACUUCGGGAUGGCAUAUAGGAGAGUCGCCAGACUCUAGGUCUUCGAGAACAUGUCGUAAGCAUGGCGUUCCUGUGAAUCAUUCAGCACAGCAAAUCAGCUCAAAAGACUUUGAUAGAUUUGAUUAUGUAAUUGGUAUGGAUGAGAGCAAUUUGAGCGAUUUGAAAUAUAUGCAGUCAAAGAGUAGUAAGGAUAAGGGUACACAAGUUGAGUUGUUUGGUAAAUGGAGAAGUAAUAUGGAAUUUGAUAAGAUUGUUGGUGAUCCAUACUAUGGAGGAAACGAUGGAUUUGAAUAUAAUUUCAAGCAAAUCAAUCAUUUUGCCGAGGAGUUCUUGAAGCAAGAAGUAGGAACAUUAGACUAG
This is a messenger RNA of Lodderomyces elongisporus, 516 nucleotides long. It is a transcript of the gene LTP1, whose product is annotated as tyrosine protein phosphatase. Gene Ontology annotation, biological process: protein dephosphorylation. The coding region runs from base 1 to 516 and encodes 171 amino acids. NCBI's taxonomy places the organism in Eukaryota, Fungi, Ascomycota, Pichiomycetes, Serinales, Debaryomycetaceae. Gene Ontology annotation, molecular function: protein tyrosine phosphatase activity. The transcript has 2 exons. The record is from RefSeq and is a predicted model, not a curated record.